AUGGAGAACUCCAGAAAAGGAAGAUUUAUGGGUGCGGUCUGCUACGACCUGAGCCGCUGCUGGCAAGUAGUGGAGACUCCCCACUACUCGAAUGUUGUCUACCGCCUGAUGACAUACAACCUGUUGGCCCCGGAUAUGGUAGUGAAGCACAAGUCGCACUAUGGGGGCUUCGAAGAGCAGCAUCUGAAUUGGGGAAAUCGUCUGAACAAGCUCACGCAAGAGGUGCAAGUCCUCAAUCCGGACAUCCUCUGUCUGCAGGAGGUCCAGUGCAGUCAUCUGCCGCAGAUCAUGCGACGCUUCAAGGCGACCACCAUGCGGAGCUACAAUUACAUAUUCCAGCAAAAGUUGGAGAGCGAAUCCGAUGGUAUAGCCAUCAUCUACGAUAUGAUAAAGCUCGAGCUGAUCGGCCAUCGGGCCUUGGGGCGCCAAAUCCAGGAGCCCAACAAGCGUGAGGACUUCGAUCGCUUUGCCCUCAUGGGAAAGUUCAACCUGACCGGUACUCCCAAUCAGCUGAUCGUGUGCAGUGCCCAUCUACUGCAGGGCAGUCCCCUGGGUACGGAUGAACGCCCAGACAUUGUGCAACGUCUGCGCAGCGAACUACUCCAAUAUAGCCGCGACCACGAGAACGGCCACUGCAUUCCAAUCAUCCUCGGUGGAGACUUCAACUUUUCGAGCGGCACCAAACCCUUCCGCACCCUGACGACGCCCACCGUCUACUCAGCCUGUUCCAAGCAGUUGGUGCCCGUCUACACCACUACCACCAAGCAGGUGUCCGCCUACGACACGAAGCAGGGCUGGAUCGAUGCCGAUCAUAUUUUCUACUCGAAGGGCUGUCCGCUCUACAAUAUACGUCCUUGCAGCUACUACCUGCUGCCACGCAUCUGCUUAGAGCAACUACCCAACCAUUUCCUCGGCUCAGACCACUACUGUCUGGCCGUCAACUUCACUGUGAAUUAG
Drosophila pseudoobscura is the source of this 957-nucleotide messenger RNA. RefSeq names its product protein angel-like. The record is from RefSeq and is a predicted model, not a curated record. The transcript has a single exon. Gene Ontology annotation, molecular function: 3'-5'-RNA exonuclease activity. Bases 1 to 957 code for a protein of 318 amino acids. Lineage: Eukaryota; Metazoa; Arthropoda; Insecta; Diptera; Drosophilidae.